Erythranthe guttata (spotted monkey flower) is the source of this 794-nucleotide messenger RNA. RefSeq names its product transmembrane protein, putative (Protein of unknown function, DUF599). Lineage: Eukaryota; Viridiplantae; Streptophyta; Magnoliopsida; Lamiales; Phrymaceae. The record is from RefSeq and is a predicted model, not a curated record.
AUGAAUAAACGAUUGAAACAUUUAUUUCAAUGCUGCUAACUAAACUAAUUAAUCAGAAAGAAAGGCAAAAUAAAAAAGUAUGGGGGGAGCCAUAGUAUACCUAGACAGCGUAUUAGUGCCGUUGAGCCUCUUCUUCACAAUAGGAUACCAUGCUUAUCUAUGGCACAAUCUCCGCCACAAACCCUCCGUCACCUCCAUCGGCAUCAACAUGUUGAAGAGGAGAGCUUGGCUACGACAACUCAAUCAGGGAGAUGACAAGAAGGGCAUGUUAGCGGUGCAGAGCUUGAGGAACACACUAAUGUUUACAAUUCUGACGGGCACCGUCACAAUCCUAGUCACCAUCUCUCUGGCCGCCCUAACCAACAACGCCUUCAACGCAAACCACAUCCUCACAACAACCGAAUUGUUCGGAUCUCAAUCGGGACGGAUCAUGGUCCUCAAAUACGGUUCGGCCUCCAUAUUUCUGGUUGCGAGCUUCUUGUGCAGCUCCAUGGCCGUGGGGUUUCUGGUGGAUGCGAAUUUCUUGAUCAACGCCAUCGGAGAGUUCACGCCGGCGGCUGGUUACACGGAGGCAGUGGUGGAGAGAGGUUUCACUAUGGCGGUGGUUGGGAACAGAGUGCUCUGCGUUGCUUUCCCUAUGAUGAUGUGGAUAUUCGGGCCUCUGCCAGUGGCGCUGUCCUCUUUGGCUAUGGUGUGGGCCCUCUAUGAGCUUGAUUUUGUUUCAGCUACUAUCUAUAGACCUGUUUAAUAUAAUUGAUCAAUCAUAUAUUAUUGAAGAACUAUUUAACAACCAA